Hibiscus syriacus is the source of this 1621-nucleotide messenger RNA. RefSeq names its product UDP-glycosyltransferase 92A1-like. Gene Ontology annotation, molecular function: UDP-glycosyltransferase activity. The record is from RefSeq and is a predicted model, not a curated record. The coding region runs from base 46 to 1575 and encodes 509 amino acids. The transcript has a single exon. NCBI's taxonomy places the organism in Eukaryota, Viridiplantae, Streptophyta, Magnoliopsida, Malvales, Malvaceae.
GCAAUUUACCAGAGAGAAAAGAACCCAUCUUCAGCAAGCUCAAUCAUGGUUUCUGCCGACGAAUACAUAAAGAUUGUAAUACUUCCUUUCAUGGGUCACGGCCAUCUCAUUCCAUUUCUAGCUUUAGCAAAGGAAAUCCAUCACCAAACCGGCUUUAACGUCGCCAUUGCCAAUACUCCUCUCAACAUCCAAUACCUCCGUUCCACUCUCCGACAUGACCCCAAUCCCGGAAUCCGCUUGUUCGAGCUUCGGUUCACCAGUUCAGAUCACGGGUUGCCGCCCAACACGGAGAACACCGAGAACUUAACGUUGGAUCUUAUCAGUAAAUUAUUUUCUUCGUCUGUUUAUUUGAGAACCCCGUUUCAUAAUGCUUUGUUGGAGAUAGUUAAACAACAGGGCCGACCACCUGUCUGUGUUAUUUCCGAUGUGUUCUUCGGGUGGGCUGUUGAUGUUGCGAACAGUGUGGGAACUGUAAACAUUACGUUCUCGACUGGUGGUGGUUAUGGGACUAUGGCUUACGUUUCGUUGUGGUUGAAUCUUCCUCAUCGGAAAACAGAUUCCGAUGAGUUUAAUGUGCCUGGAUUCCCUGAAAUAUGUAAAUUUCAUGUUUCUCAACUCCAUCGGUUUUUGAGGAAUGCUGAUGGGAAUGAUCUAUGGUCCAGGUUCAUGCAGCCACAGAUUUCGGGAUCUUUGAGGUCAUUUGGGUGGUUGUGCAACACGGUGGAAGAGAUUGAACCAUUUGGAUUAGAUUUGCUGAGAAAAUACAUCAAGUCCCCUGUUUGGCCAAUUGGUCCUCUUUUGCCCAAACCAUGGGUAACUAAAUCCUUGUCGUCGAAUUGUGAUAGUUUAUAUAGACAACUUGCAGGGAAAGAGCCUGAGAUUUCACCUGAGAAGUGUCUUCAAUGGCUUGAUAUGCAUGGUCAUGACUCAGUUCUUUACAUUUCUAUUGGUUCUCAAAACACCAUUAGUCCAUCACACAUAAUGGAACUGGCAAUUGGGUUGGAAAACAGUGGGAAACCAUUCAUUUGGGUGAUUAGGCCUCCACUCGGAUUCGACUUAAAAGCGGAGUUUAGAUCCGAAUGGUUACCACAAGGGUUCGAAGAUCGAAUGAAUAAGAGUAACAAAGGGUUGUUGGUGAAAAACUGGGCAUCGCAAUUGGAGAUCUUGUCUCAUAAAUCGACCGGGGCGUUUUUAAGCCAUUGCGGAUGGAAUUCAACGUUGGAAAGCUUGAGCCAAGGUGUGAAGAUCAUAGGGUGGCUGAUGGUGGCCGAGCAGGCUUAUAACUCGAAGAUGUUGGUGGAGGAAAUGGGUGUUGCGGUGGAGUUGACGAGAGGGAUCCAGAGUUCCAUUUCGAGUGAACAUGUUAAGAAAGUGACGGAAAUGGUGAUGGAUAAAGAAGGAAAAGGAGGGGAUAUGAAGAAAAAAGCUGAAGAAAUUGCGGAACAUAUAAAGGCAGCUGUGAAAGAUGAAUUAGAUGACAAAGGGUCUUCUAUUAAAGCAUUAGAUGAUUUUGUUUCUUCCAUUAAAACAAGGAAACAAGAUCUAUAUGUUGUUUCAGCCCGCAAUGAAUUAUGAAAAACAGUCCUUUUAUGUAAAUGGAUAUCAUUGUUGUUCUCAGAGA